AUGGUACUUGAAAAUUUUUUCUUUAGCAAUAUCUAUCAUAAUUUCAUAAUAUCUAUCUAUCUAUCUAUCUAUCUAUCUAUCUAUCUAUCUAUCUAUCUCAGUCUGUUCGGAUCUAUCUAUUUAUCUAUCUCAGUCUGUUCGUAUCUAUCUAUCUAUCUCAGUCUGUUCGUAUCUAUCUAUCUAUCUAUCUAUCUAUCUAUCUAUCUAUCUCAGUCUGUUUCUAUCUAUCUAUCUAUCUAUCUAUCUAUCUAUCUAUCUAUCGAUAUCAGUCUAUUCAAAUCGACAUGCCAAUAUCAGCCAGUUCCUAUCAAUCUCUCUCUCUCUCUCUUCGUCUCUCUCUCUCUGUCUGUCUCUUUCUCUCUCUCAUUUGGUUCAUAUGUGCCUAAGUCUAUUCACAACUCUAUGCCCAUAUCAAUCUCUCUAAUUCUCUCUCUGUCUCCGUAUCUCUCUUUCUCCUAG
Messenger RNA from Acanthosepion pharaonis, 459 nucleotides. Lineage: Eukaryota; Metazoa; Mollusca; Cephalopoda; Sepiida; Sepiidae. The record is from the annotation of a GenBank genome assembly.